Molecule: messenger RNA, 1245 nt
Organism: Trichophyton benhamiae CBS 112371
Lineage: Eukaryota; Fungi; Ascomycota; Eurotiomycetes; Onygenales; Arthrodermataceae
Exons: 5
Coding region: 1-1245 (414 amino acids)
Biological process (GO): maturation of 5.8S rRNA; assembly of large subunit precursor of preribosome; cytosolic ribosome assembly
Cellular component (GO): cytosol; nucleolus; preribosome, large subunit precursor
Molecular function (GO): ribosomal large subunit binding
Source: RefSeq, a predicted model, not a curated record
AUGUGGCUCAUCUUGGCCUGUUCAGCGCCACUGGCAUCCCUCCUCUCUGCCAUGAGUCACUCUGCAUCUUUCAUCGUCCCUUUCCACCUUCGUAUUUCUCGUAAUAUACCCGUCACACACACACUCUCCACCAGCAAAAUUAACAAGCAACUUCGGCUUUUUUCAUCGAUCUUCGUCUUCUUCUUUUGCUGCGAAUUCAACAACCUAUUUAUUGUCGCUUCUUCUCCCCUGACCCGUCUGUUUUUCUCCAGAGUAUCUUUAGAGUAUACUGACAAGAGAAGCCGGUUCAACCAGUUAGCUGUCUGCUGGCUUAGAAGACACACGCUUGGCCACACACCCCGCCUGCUUUCUUUUUCCCCUCCAUCGAAUAUCAUACAUAGCAGCAAACACAUCCCCGGAAGAGCUCUGUUGAACGUCAAAUAUCAAAAGAUCUUCGAUAGCAAGUCGAUACCUUCUUCCGCGACCAUUUCUUUACCCACAGUCACCGGAUCUCAGCUUAAUCAACACAUCAUGGCUGUUCGAGCGCAAUUUGAGAACUCAAACGAUGUGGGCGUGUUUGCGACAUUGACGAAUUCCUAUGCCAUAGUUGCUAUUGGAGGAUCAGAGAACUUUUAUAGCAUAUUCGAAUCUGAGUUGCAGGAUGUCAUACCUAUCUGCCAUGCCUCGAUAGCAGGAACAAGGAUCGUGGGCCGUUUGACAGCUGGAAACCGAAAGGGCCUUCUAGUGCCUACCACAACCACAGACCAGGAACUACAACACCUACGCAACUCGAUUCCGGACAGUGUCAAGGUCCAGAGAACAGAAGAGAGACUUUCCGCCUUGGGGAACGUUAUAUGUUGUAACGACCAUGUUGCUCUCGUACACCCUGAUUUAGAGCGUGAAACAGAAGAAAUAAUAGCAGAUGUCCUCGGAGUAGAAGUAUUCCGUCAGACUAUUGCUGAUAAUGUCCUAACGGGCUCUUACAUGGCUUUGUCAAAUCAGGGCGGUAUUGUCCAUCCUAAGACAUCGAUACAAGACCAAGACGAACUCUCCUCCCUCCUACAAGUACCGCUUGUUGCCGGCAGUGUUAACCGCGGUUCCGCCGUCGUUGGUGCCGGCAUGGUCGUUAACGACUGGCUAGCUAUUACUGGACUAGAUACUACCGCUACCGAACUCAGUGUUGUGGAAGGUGUGUUCAAACUCGGCGAAGGUGCAAGCGGUGCUGGGACAGCCACCAAGGAGACCAUCGUGGAGAGUUUCUACUGA